This is a messenger RNA of Cololabis saira (Pacific saury), 2764 nucleotides long. RefSeq names its product DnaJ heat shock protein family (Hsp40) member A1 (gene dnaja1). The coding region runs from base 146 to 1372 and encodes 408 amino acids. The transcript has 9 exons. The record is from RefSeq and is a predicted model, not a curated record. Gene Ontology annotation, molecular function: Hsp70 protein binding; ATP binding. Gene Ontology annotation, biological process: response to heat; protein refolding. Lineage: Eukaryota; Metazoa; Chordata; Actinopteri; Beloniformes; Belonidae. Gene Ontology annotation, cellular component: cytoplasm; cytosol.
CAGCACCGGACACCUCGCCGUCGCGCAGCAGCCUUUGGCAGAAAGGAGACAGGAAUCUUCCAGAACAGCCUUUCCGAGCCGAGAUAAAGUCCUGAGAGGGAGCUAAACAUCAUCUUCAGAUAAGGCUUAUCUGUCAUAGACGAACAUGGUCAAGGAAACAGGCUUUUAUGACACAUUAGGUGUCAAACCUAAUGCAACUCUUGAUGAGUUGAAGAAAGCCUAUCGCAAACUGGCUUUGAAAUAUCACCCUGACAAAAAUCCAACAGAAGGCGAGAAGUUUAAACAGAUCUCACAAGCAUAUGAAGUGUUGUCAGAUGCCAAGAAGAGAGAGCUAUAUGACCGUGGAGGUGAAAAGGCUAUCAAGGAAGGAGGGACCGGUGGUGGUGGCGGUGGUGGUAGCGGCUUUGAAUCACCCAUGGAUAUAUUCGACUUCUUUUUUGGUGGAGGUAGUCGGAUGCACAGAGAGCGAAAAGGAAAGAACAUUGUUCACCAGAUUUCAGUGACACUGGAGGAUCUCUCCAAUGGAGCAACAAGAAAACUUGCAGUCCAGAAGAACUGUAUUUGUGAAAGAUGUGAAGGUCGUGGAAGUCGUAAAGGAGCUGCACAGACGUGCAUGUCUUGUCACGGCACGGGAAUGCAGGUCCGGGUGCACCAGUUGCUACCAGGUAUGGUACAGCAGGUGUCAACGGUGUGCCACAGCUGCCAGGGACAAGGACAGAGAGUCAGCCACAAGGACCGCUGCAAAACAUGUGCAGGCCGGAAGAUAAUGCGGCAAAAGAAGAUCUUGGAGGUCCACAUUGACAAAGGAAUGAAAGAUGGCCAGAAGAUUGUCUUCCACGGUGAGGGCGACCAGGAACCAGGACUUGAACCUGGUGAUAUCAUCUUUGUCCUGGACCAACGUGAACAUCCCAUUUUCACAAGGAAAGGACAGGACCUGCUCAUGUCCAUGGAGUUACAGUUGGGCGAGGCCUUGUGUGGUUUCAAGAAGCCGAUUCAAACACUGGACAACAGAACUCUCCUUAUCACGUCACAUCCAGGGGAGCUGAUCAAGCCUGGAGACACAAAAUGUGUCAUUAAUGAAGGAAUGCCCACAUAUCGCAGACCGUUUGAGAAGGGACGUCUUAUUAUUCACUUUUCAGUGUCGUUCCCACCAGACAAUUUCCUCCCCGAGAACAAGCUGGUGGAGCUGAAGCGCUACCUCCCGGAGCGGGUGGAUGCAGAGCAGCCGGACAGCAUGGACGAGGACCUCUACAUCUACGCCGAGCUGGAGAACUGUGACAUGGAGGGCCGACGAAGACGGAGGAACCAGUUCUACUACGUGGACGAGGACGACUGUGCCAGCAGCAGCGGCGUUCAGUGCCAGACGUCCUAGACGGCUCCACAAUCCUCAUCUCUGAUGCAAAGCACCUUUUUUGAGAGUCUGUGCACUUUUAUUUCCUUCUUACUCGUUUUGCUUUAUUAGUUUAACAUUUCUCUAAAGCUGAAUUGUAAAAAAAUGUGUCCCGGUUGCCUCCUGAUUUAUUAUAAUAUGUUUUUGGACUGGAUUAGUGUUUGUCGAAGAUACAAGACUUGAUGUUCAGAUUCCUUGUCGCGUUUGGGACCAUAUUUUAAUCUUUUCCAAACACACUGUGAUUAAAUAUGAUCGCUGGUGUCACAGAUGCUUCAUAUAAGAAAAAACUUGACCUGCUUUUAAACUAUUUACAUUACACUGAUGCCAAUGUUAAUAUGAAAAUAAAGUGUGUGUUGAAACUUGAGUUAAAGCAUGUGGCUUUCCCUUUUCAAGGGCUACUUUUAGACCUUUCUAAACAUUCUUGAAAAUAUGACUGGUGUGUAUUUAGCUGACAGAAGGAAGAUACAGCUUCAUGCCGAGAAGCAGUCGGGUUCAAGCCACUGAUUGAUAGAUUACUCAGACUAAUGUUUAACUUUCAUAUUUUAACACCUUCUGAGUUAAGGUCAUUUUUCUGGGGUGUCACAUAAAAUGUAUUAAUAGUUGAGUUUGUGUUUUGUUUUGUUUUAUUCAUGUGUAAUGAUGACUCAUUUUGAAAAUGUUAAUGCAAGCCCCCGUGUGCCUUGAUGGCACGUGUUUCAGCACAGUCUGGAUCUUUUAAAAAAACGAAUGCUGCUGUUUUAUCUCGUGACUUCAUCAAUAGUGUUCACAAAGACACCACAGCUCUCUGACUAGUCUGUACUGGCGUCGCAGGAUGAAGAACGGUCGGUAUCAGUAUUGUUUGUUAAAGGCUUAAUGUUCUAGAAAUAGAAUACGAUUUCAGAUACAUCUUGUAAAAUCCAAAUCUGGACUUUAAAUUGAAAGUAGAAAGUGAAAUAUGUCGAUGGGGAUGUUUGGUGCACAAGCUAUAAAUGUCUUUUUCUCUUUUUUUUUUGUUCUUAAUCUACCUGUAAAUUGCCAAAUGGAUCAUGGGAGGUUAUUGAGGGACUUAAAAUUGGCAACUCUGAUACCUCAUUGAAGUUUCUGCCUGUUUCAAAGCCUUAUCAUAACUUAACUUGAAGUAACCCGGUGUUUGUUUUGUUUAUCAUGUUUUCUUUUGUCUGAGCAGUGGUUAUUGCCUUGGAUAUUUGGAAAACAUGAUUAUGUUCACAGAGGAGGUGAGAUCAACAUUCUUGAACGUGCAUGUGAAUAUGAGUAGUCAAAAUGUCAGGCUUGAACUGAUGUGUUCUCAAGGUCUUAAUUUAACUUGAUCCAUGUUUGGACUGAUGAUGUUUGUGGUUUCUUAAUAAAUGUUAUUUGGAAAUACUUUUAAAGUGA